Molecule: messenger RNA, 704 nt
Organism: Adineta steineri
Lineage: Eukaryota; Metazoa; Rotifera; Eurotatoria; Adinetida; Adinetidae
Source: the annotation of a GenBank genome assembly
AUGGUUUACUCUGCAAAUACGAAUCAUUCUACAUCUGCACAAAGAACACCACAUUUUUCACUUUCACGUCCAUUAAUGAUCAUUCUCAUUAUUGGAUCAGUAAUUUUAACAAUUAUUUAUGUUAAUCACCAAGGAAUAAUCGCAACAGAAAUAUUGACAGUCGGUAGUUCAACGAAUUGUUUAAUAAAUUCCAAACAAAUCGAUCAAAAUUGUCACUGGUAUUUUUUAAAUUAUACACCAAGUGCAUGGGAAUCUAGUUGGACUGAUAAUAUUGAACAAUUACAAAAUAUCGUUUGUGAAACAUUAACAAAUAUAGAUAAUUUAAAUAAAUCAGCUUUAGCUGUCGAAAGAUUAAUCGAAUUACAGAAAUUUGGAAGAAAUCAAACCGAAAGUAAUAAACAAUCAAGCGAUAUAUUUCUAUCGAGAAUGGUUUAUCAACAAAAAUGUAUUAAUCCAAUAACAAAUAUAUCAUCUAGAGGCGUCAUCGUAUCGCAAUUAAUCGAACCACUUAUUGGUUUACUUCGAGAUCCAUUGACAAUAUGCAAUCGUGUGAAUGCACUGCCUGCUUCUGUAUAUGAAGGAGCAAUUUUACAAUCAAAACGUUUUUUUCUAUUAUCAGUCGCAGCUCCGUUUUAUAUUCAUUCAUCAACACUAAGUCCUAAUAAUAAUGUACCAAUGAUGAUUACAUCAAAUAAACGUAAUAC